AUGGAUAUGGAAAGAAGAAACAAACUUCUAAGUGCCGGAUUAUUUAUAAACAACGAAUAUAUGAUGCAUGGAACUUACUUCGUAGAAGGUGAAAAAGUGAGACUCACUGCAGAGCUCAUAACUGGUGAGCCCCAACAGCUUGAUAUAGCCGCAGUGCUAUUAGGAUCUCAAACAGUUUACCGUGGAUUUAUGACAGACGAAAUGUGUGAUGUUGAGACAGUCCUGGAGAUGAUGAAAACUCAGCAAGCAAGCCUCAAACUUGUAGAAGGUGGGCUAUUGCUGAGGUGCUCUCCAAUAAAAAUUUUACUCACUCCAACUGAUGAGGAAUUAGAUUUCAAAGAUGUAAGAAUCGGAAUGCUUGAAGAAAACUUAGAAGAAACUAAAGAGCAAAUUAAAGAGCUUCAGAUGAGGCUUCAAAUGCUUGAAGAAAGAUACAGAGAAACCGGAAGAGAAGUCCAACCUCCAGAGCAACGAGGGGACAGCAGAUCUGAAUUAUUGACUUAUCAUGUGUGGCCGAAAUCCAGAAUGCUACUUGCAAUUGUUUCAAGAAUGCUGAAAGAAGGGCUCUUGAAUACCCAACAAAGGGGUAAUUUGAAAAAUUUAAUUCUUGAUGAAAAUCCAAAACUAUUGCAAUGCUUACAACAAUAUGAAAUGGAUGGAGAUAGAAGGCAGCUUUAUUCCAGCUUUUUGAAAUUGUCGUCUUGAGCAGCAUAA
Molecule: messenger RNA, 714 nt
Organism: Blepharisma stoltei
Lineage: Eukaryota; Ciliophora; Heterotrichea; Heterotrichida; Blepharismidae
Source: the annotation of a GenBank genome assembly